This is a messenger RNA of Oikopleura dioica, 645 nucleotides long. NCBI's taxonomy places the organism in Eukaryota, Metazoa, Chordata, Appendicularia, Copelata, Oikopleuridae. The record is from the annotation of a GenBank genome assembly.
AUGUCAGAAAACUACAACAUUACUAUGGGAUGCUCCAGAGAGCGAAGAAUCGCAGUCGUUGGCAAAUCUACUGUUGGAAAGAGCUCCUUAGUCCGACAGUACAUCGACCACGAGUUUAUUGACAGGCACAUUCCAACCGCCGAUCGCGAGUGGGUCAAGGAAGACAGCUUCUUGCAGUCGGACUUCCGGCUUGAAGUGCACGACUCCUCCGGCAUGGACGAAAGCACUCACAUUCCCCCCUCCUGGGUCGGCUCCGUCGACGCCUUCGUCAUCAUGUACGCCAUCAACGAUCGAGAGAGCUUCGAAAUCGCCUGCCACAUCCGCCGCAAACUCGCCGAGGCCAUGGGCCAAUGCGACGAAAGCUGCUCCAUCCCCAUCACCUUAAUCGGCAACAAGCGCGACAAAAAGAGCGAACGACAAAUUUCAAAAGCAGAAGUCCUAAAUCACAUCAAGGAUUGGAAAAACACCAAGUUCGCCGAGAUCACCUGCACCUCCCUUUACGAAGUCGAGACAAUCUUCGCCGAGCUGAUCGAAAUCCACGAGCGCAAGUACGGGCUGUACACGCCUCAGUUCACCUUCUGGCAAAAAGUUCACAACUACUUCAAAAAGCCGGAUAUGCAGAUUCACCUCAACAGCGUCCACUGA